Molecule: messenger RNA, 684 nt
Organism: Tremella mesenterica DSM 1558
Lineage: Eukaryota; Fungi; Basidiomycota; Tremellomycetes; Tremellales; Tremellaceae
Exons: 6
Coding region: 1-684 (227 amino acids)
Cellular component (GO): nucleus; cytoplasm
Molecular function (GO): protein folding chaperone; protein-folding chaperone binding
Source: RefSeq, a predicted model, not a curated record
AUGUCCAGUCUACCACAAUACUACAACAUUUUGAACGUACCUCAGACGGCAACAGCUGAUGAAGUCCGAGCUGCAUACAAAAGAGAAUCAUUGAGAACUCAUCCGGAUAGAUUACCAGGGAAUGCUACUCCUGUCGAACGUCGAAGAGCCACCGAGAGAUUUCAAGCGGUAUCAGACGCGUAUUACAUUCUUUCUGACCCCGUUAGAAGAGCCGAAUAUGACGCAUUGUUCAGAUCACAACCCGCUUCAGCUUUCACAGACGAUACAGCCAGCGAAGCGGAACAAGAAAAAGCAAGUAGUUCGUUCUUUCAAAACUUCUCGCAAUUCUUCAACAAUGCCACUGGGACUCCUGGGGCGGCUGGUACAGGAACGGGAGGAGGACCAGGUCAGAGACCCGAUGCUCAUAAUGUUUUUGGGGACGUGUUCGAGGAAAUGUUGGCUCCUGAAGUGGCGCAUGUGAGACCUUGGUGGUCUUGGGCUGGAGGAGCUGCGGGCAGUGUUAUGGGAUAUAUCGUGGCGAAUGUUCCUGGGGCCAUUGCUGGAGGUUUUGCGGGAAACAGAUUGGGCGCCAUCAGAGAUGCAAAAGGCAAGAGUGUCGCUCAGGUUUUUGGUAGUUUACAGGGAAAUCAAAAAGCCGAGAUCUUACGUGCACUGGCCUUCAAAGUGUUGGGAAGUAUGGGGUGA